CUCAAUCACAUCAUCAUCAAUAACUUCAGAGCCUUUACAGCUUUACUCAUAAUUAAAAGAUGGAGAUGCAAAGUAAUUGCGACUUGGAACUUCGCCUUCUUCCUCCUCCUUGUGAUCCAAGCACCUCAGAAAAUCUACAACCAAAGCAAGAAUCUGAGAAAAUGGUUAUUUUCUACAACGGCCACGUAUAUGUUUCUUCAGAUCUUAUCCAUCUCCAGGCAAAAGCUAUACUAUCACUAGCGAGUGGAGACAUGAAAGAGAGACCAUUAUCAUUCGAAAGUUCAGACGGUUCGGAUCCUUCAACAAUCCCUAACAUUUUGACCCGAAAGGCCUCCAUGAAGAGAUCUCUUCGUAGUUUUCUUCAAAAACGGAAUGUUCGGAUCCAGGCUUCUUGUCCUUACCAACAUUCUCGAUAAUUUUUGUUUAUUAUUUUUCAGUUAUUUUUAUGUUAAGACAUUGCGCUAGCACAGAUUUUUUUGGUUUAUACGGAUUGAUUUUCCGUGUUCUUGACGGAUUAUACAAAUACUUGAAUUGUUGAAGAGUUA
Raphanus sativus (radish) is the source of this 545-nucleotide messenger RNA. RefSeq names its product protein TIFY 5B. The transcript is spliced from 2 exons. Gene Ontology annotation, cellular component: nucleus. The record is from RefSeq and is a predicted model, not a curated record. NCBI's taxonomy places the organism in Eukaryota, Viridiplantae, Streptophyta, Magnoliopsida, Brassicales, Brassicaceae. Bases 60 to 416 code for a protein of 118 amino acids. Gene Ontology annotation, biological process: response to wounding; regulation of defense response; regulation of jasmonic acid mediated signaling pathway.